Eruca vesicaria subsp. sativa (arugula) is the source of this 297-nucleotide messenger RNA. The record is from the annotation of a GenBank genome assembly. NCBI's taxonomy places the organism in Eukaryota, Viridiplantae, Streptophyta, Magnoliopsida, Brassicales, Brassicaceae.
AUGGAGUCAAUGAAGAUGAAACUCUUUGUGGCUGUUUUAGUGGUCGGGAUGGCUUUCUCUGUCGUGCAACAGGCUGCCGCCGUGGAGUCUCCGGCUCCGAGCCCUACCUCUGAUGCUUCCCUGUCUAUCCUCACUUUUGUCGCUACCGUAGCCACUCUGGCCUUUGGGUUUCUCUUCUAACUAAGCAAAUUUGUCUUUGACUUAUUUUUGUUUAUGUAGAAAUUAUAUUCUUGAUUUCAUAUAAACAAAAAAAAAGAUUUCAUAUUUAUUUGCACUCAUGUAUUGUUUUAAUAAUUA